This is a messenger RNA of Arvicola amphibius (Eurasian water vole), 10041 nucleotides long. It is a transcript of the gene Helz2, whose product is annotated as helicase with zinc finger 2. The record is from RefSeq and is a predicted model, not a curated record. Bases 185 to 8968 code for a protein of 2927 amino acids. Gene Ontology annotation, molecular function: ATP hydrolysis activity; RNA nuclease activity; 5'-3' DNA helicase activity. The transcript has 19 exons. NCBI's taxonomy places the organism in Eukaryota, Metazoa, Chordata, Mammalia, Rodentia, Cricetidae.
CAGAGAUCUGAGUCGCCCCAGGGGCAGAAACGAAACUGAUCGCUGCUCCAAGUCGAUGCUGGUGCACUGGCUAAGUAUAGGGUGGUGGCUGGAGACUGGAGGACCACCGGCAAAGAACCAACCCUGAAGAACCUGGCCUGCAUCUGAGACGGCAUCUUUAGGGUGCAGUCUGGGGUCUGCCAGCAUGCCAGCCAUCACAGGGCCACCCUUGGCAGAACUCUAUGCUCAGGUAGACCUUCACCUGGGCUGCUCCCAGUGCACCCAGUGUCUCAAUGAGAGCACCUCCAUCCUGCACGAACUGGAACACGACUGCCCCAGGGAGAUCUUGCUGGUCCGAUACAAGCAAGGUGCCAACAAUAGGGUGUGGCGUAAGGUAGGCCGCCGACCCAGCUUCCCAAGACCUUGGCGCUAUGAGGUCUGCCGCUACUAUAGCCCAGGAUUGGGCUGCAGGCGCCACGGGAACAGAUGCACCUUUGCCCGAAGCUCCGAGGAGGCUCUCGUCUGGACAUUUGAGCGCAAGCACAACCUUCCCCGCCUGAAUUUGAAAGCUGCAGUGCAGGGCACCAGAACUCCGGAUAGGCUGCAAACCCCAGCUGAAACGAUCCGAGCAGAGUUUGGUGGCCAUUUCCAACUGCUCUGUGCCCUCUGCUUCAAGUGCCGUCCCCAAAUCCUCCUUCCCGUGGAUCCCAGGGGCCAUUGCCCUAAGCACCAAAUCUGCCCCACAGUCCUCAUUCAUGUUAUAACUGAGGGCCGAAAGCGGCAAUUUGUGGAGGUGCGGCCACAGCCACAAAACAGACGUCCUUUAAACUACUGCAACUUUGUGGGCCGCGGGGUACCAUGCCGCCACGGGACCUCACGCUGUGAGUAUGCGCACAGCGCUGUGGAGAUGGCUGUGUGGAAGGCCGAGCAGUUGGAUGGGCUCCAGAGAAGAGAUCUGCUCACAUACCCUCUCCUUGGAGAGGACAGAAGGAAAACCAGUCAUGAUCAGCCCCCGGUGGUCCAACUGUACUGCUAUGCCUGCUUGGUCACCUGUAGUUCUCAGGAGGCGUUUGAGAACCACUGUUCCUCCCUGGAGCAUGCGCAGAUGGUGGCCUUUGACCAGGCUGUGCACUGGAAGCACCGUGCCCCACCCAUGGGGCUCUCCAAAUUUGAGCUCUGCCCUAGGCCUGACAUCUGUGAGUACGGAGAUGUCUGCAUCCAGGCGCACUCACAACAGGAGUUGCAGGAGUGGGUUCAACGGGCGCAGGCCGUGGAGCUGCGGGAACAGGCUGCCUGGCAGGAUGGGCUGGUGUCUUACCAGGCACGGCUGCUAGCUGAGUACCAGUGCAGCAGCAAAGAGGUGUUGGUGAUGGCUGAGACUGUCGAUGGAGUAUCUGUCACUUGCCACCAGCCACUGGUGCACCAGGCUCAGGAGAAGAAGACCCAACACAAUUGGAUGUUCUCCAUCCACUCCGAGGACCCCUUGCUACAUGUGGCUCUGCUCAAGCAAGAGCCUGGAGCAGCCUUCUCACUGGUGGGCCCCGGCCUCCCACCAGGCCAGCUCUAUGCACGGGGAAAGCACUUCUGUGUACCCGACUCCCCAGCCCAGUUCCAGGUAGGGGUGCAUGUACAGGCUGCCUCCUUUGGCAGCUUUGAGCAAUGGGUGGUCUUUGACUUCGGUCACAGGCCGGUGGUGCUCCAGAAGCUGAAGUUGCAAUUGGGCCAGGCGCAAAGCCUAGGGCUCUGUGGGAAGCCGGCACCCAGACAACCCCAGGAACUAGACUGCUGGCACACAGGCAACCGCCAUGUGGUGCUUGAGGUAGAUUGGACACCUGAGCAGGAAGCCCUGAUGGCCAAGUACAAGGUACCCUCCCUGGCCCUGGAGUUCAGUCACAGUACCCUGGUCUGGGGCCCCGUCUCUCGUACAAACUACCGGCAGAGGAUGCACAAGUUUCUUUAUGAAGAGGAAGCAGCUCAGCAGCAGCUGGUAGCCAAGCUGGCCAUGAAGGGCCAGGUAUCCCUGAAGACGGCACUGCAGACACCGGCACUUGGCAUGCUCUUUGCACCACCAGGAGCCCUCUAUGCCGAGGUCCCUUUCCCUUCUUCUCUGUUGCCAGACACCGACCAGGGCUUCCUGCUGAGCCGGGCAGUCAGCACAGCCCUUGUGGCUCCCGUACCUGCGCCUGACAAUACGGUAUACCAAGUGCGGCUAGAGACGCGGGCCAGCUCAGAGAAUGCCCUGUGGCUGCUGUUAUCAGCACGAUGCUGCGUGGCUUUGGGGCUGCAACCACAAGACACCCCCAUCUUGGAGGUGCAGUUCCAGAUUGACCCUCUGACCUUCCGGUUCUGGCAUCAGGCAGUAGAUACACUGCCUGAAGAGCGCCUGGUGGUUCCUGACCUGCCCGCCUGCUCCCUGCCCCACCCCUGGCCCGUCCCACCCUCAUUUCGGGGCAACCACAAACAGAAGCUGGCUGUGGGGCUUAUUGCAGGCAGAAGACCCGAGGGCUCAAAGCCCAUCCCACCGCUUCUCAUCUAUGGCCCCUUUGGUACGGGCAAGACCUACACACUGGCCAUGGCUGCCCUGGAGGUUGUCCAGCAGCCCCACACCAAGGUGCUCAUCUGUACACACACCAACAGUGCCGCAGACAUCUAUAUCCGGGAGUAUUUCCACGGCUAUGUCAACAGUGGUCAUCCAGAGGCAGCUCCGCUCAGGGUGAUGUACACGGACCGCCCCCCGAGGCAGACCGACUCGACCACGUUAGGGUACUGCUGCUUGACGGAGGACCGCCAGGCCUUUCGCCCACCCACAGGAGCAGAGUUGGUACAACACCGAUUGGUGGUUACCACCACUUCCCAGGCUCGUGAGCUCCAGGUGCCAGCUGGCUUCUUCUCCCACAUUUUCAUUGAUGAGGCAGCCCAAAUGCUGGAGUGUGAGGCUCUCAUCCCACUGGCCUAUGCCUUGUCGUUAACCCGCGUAGUACUGGCAGGGGACCACAUGCAGGUCACACCUAGGCUCUUCAGUGUGCCCAGGGAUAAGGCAGCUGGGCACACCCUACUGCACCGCCUCUUCCUGUACUACCAGCAGGAGGUACACGAGAUCGCCCAGCAGAGCCGCGUCAUCUUCCACGAGAACUACCGUUCAACCGCAGCCAUCAUCAACUUUGUCUCCCACCAUUUCUACGUAGCCAAGGGCAACCCUAUCCAGGCCAGUGGCAAAGUCCCAUGCCACCCCCAAAACUAUCCUCUCAUGUUCUGCCACGUGGCAGGCAGCCCUGAGCAGGACAUGUCCAUGACUUCCUGGCUUAACUCAGCCGAGGUCACCCAGGUGGUGGAGAAGGUACAAGAGAUCUACAACACCUGGCCUCACUGCUGGGGACCCCGGGAGCAGAGGCACAUCUGUGCUGUCUCCCAUGGUGCCCAGGUCAGUGCACUGAGGCAGGAGCUAAGAAGGAGGAACCUGGGUGAGGUGUCUGUGGGCAGCUUUGAGAUCCUGCCAGGGCGUGAGUUCCGGGUGGUGGUAUUGAGUUCUGUCCACAACCGCAACAGUCUACUCAGCCCUGGGGCGCCGACCUCGGAAUUCUUCACUGAGCCUCGUGUGCUGAACACGGUCAUGACCCGUGCGCAGUCUCAGCUGGUGGCUGUGGGAGAUGCCGUGGCUCUCUGUUCCUCUGGAGCCUGUAGAAAGCUCUGGAAAAGCUUCAUUCGUGAGUGCAUAGAGCACCACAGUGUCUUCCCUGAGGAUCUGUCACUGGGGCAGAUCGAGCAGGGUGUGGCUCAGAGACAGCACUGGGCUUCUUUGACACUCAGAGCUGGGGACCCAGAUGCAAAGCACACAGCUAUGGCACAGGAUCUGCCCAGACCCACAGCUGACGGAACCACAGUCACAGUGAAGACAGAGACUGGAGCCAGGGCGGCAGCCACCGCACAGAUGGCGGCAGUUGCAGCAGGGGACACGGCAGGAGGAGGCUCCACCUCUAGACGUGCAGCAACGGGAACAUCUACCCAGGAGGGUGGGAUGCCUGAAGAACCUGAGGAUUCUGAGUCUGACUUCUGGCCCUCCGACUGGGAACUCAACGCUGAUGAUGCCAUCCUGAAGGAACUCCUUGACGAGAGCCGGCAAGUGACUGUGACGGUUCGGGAGGAUGGGCUUCUGGACACCAUGGUUUGGCCUGCAUCCCCACAGAAGGCCCAGCAGUACACAAACCUGCCAACCACGAUGCUGCGUAAGUUGUUGCGCUCAAGCCCCAAACAAUACCGCCACUGCAGCUUCCUACAGGAGACCUUUGAGAGAGCACUGGCCACGCCACUGGAUGACACGGCCUCUAACCCUAUCCAAGUCAGGGGUCGCCUGAACUGCGGGAUGGCCUUCACGGGAGAUGAGGUGUUAGUCCAGGUCCUAGGCCCAGCAGCUGACGACAGGGGCAUCUCAGGAAGCCUGCAGGGUCGUGUGAUGGGUGUGCUGAAGAGAAGGAAACAUGAACUGGCCUUCGUGUGUCGAAUGGAUGACUGGGACCCCCGAAUCAUGAUCCCCAUCAAUGGUUCUGUGACCAAGAUUUUUGUGGCAGAGAUGAAGGACCCGCGGCAAGUUCCCAUCCACCGCCUCAUCCAAGGCCAAGUGAAGCGUGUAAGGCAUGAGAAUCUCAAGCCUGAGGACCGGAGCACCCGACUUUUCUGGGUCCGUAUUGUCCUAUGGCGAGAACGUUUCUACUACCCACUAGGCAUAAUCCUGGAGGUGCUGCCCAAGGCCAUCACCUGGGAGCAGGGCCUUUAUAUCCUUGAUCUAGAGCAUGGCCUGAAGGCCCACGCACCAGACCCAGCCUCUGUUUCCAAGGCUUUGCAGAGGUACCACUCAGAGCUAAACAUGGCCUCUGGUCCCCGAGAGGACUGCCGCCACUUCUUGACCUUCACUGUGGACCCCCAGGGUGCCUGCAACCUUGAUGAUGCUCUCAGUGUCCGGGACUUAGGCUCAGUGUGUGAGGUGGCUGUGCACAUUGCUGAUGUGGCCAGCUUGGUGCCCAAGGAUGGAGCGCUGGACAUGAAAGCCCGCCAGCAGGGCUCUGUGUUCUAUGCCCCCAGCAGGGAGCCAGUACUCAUGCUGCCAGCCAGCUUGUGCCAGGAUGGGCUCAGCCUUCUGCCAGGCCAGGAUCGCCUUGCCAUCUCUCUCUUCCUCACCAUGGAGAAGGGCAGUGGCCAGAUCAAGAGUCUACGGUUUGCACCGUCUAUAAUCUGCAAUGACUGCCAGCUGUCAUACGAGGAAGCUGAAGAACUGAUCAAGGGGCACCCUGGGGGUGGCCUGGAGAUGCCAGCCCACCUGAACUCUGUGGAAGCCUGUGUCGUGGCUGCCUGUUACUUCUCUUGGAUGUUGCGCCGUCAGCGCCUGACAGCUGCCUGCUACUAUGAGCCGCCGGAUGAGGACAAUGUGCUGGGCUUUCGCACGGCCCACAUCAUGGUCCAAGAGUACAUGAUCCAGUUUAACAGCCGUGUGGCUGAGUUCCUUGUGGGCAAUAAACACACGCAGACACUGAUACCACUGAGGUGGCAGCCCACACCCAACAGGCAACAGCUUGACAGUGUUUUUAAGAAGCACGGAGGGCUGGUGCCCCUGUCGCUGCACCUGUGCCAACACUUGAACACCCACUACACCCCCAGCAAGCAGCUGUGUCUCCUGACUUCCCUCUGGAAGCAAGUGCAGCUUGCAGCUGGUACUCAGGACUAUAUCCAGAUGGUGGAUCUUAUUGCUGCCGAUGACAUGCACCCUUCACUGGCUCCUGUGUGCCUGGACUUCCGAAAGGCUCUAGGCCGCUCUGUUUUUGGUCGUUCCAGCCAGGGUGAGCAGCAACCCGCAGGCCACUACUCGCUGCAGGUAGAUUGGUACACGUGGGCCACUUCGCCCAUCCGUAGGUACCUGGAUGUUGUGCUGCAGCGGCUGAUCCUAACGGCGCUGGGCCACAGGGCCUAUACAUACUCUACCAGGGACAUCGAUGGUCUCUGCCAGGACUUCAGUCGCCAGUAUGCCUGUGCCCAGAGCUACCAACGGCGGGCCUACAGCCUGUACCUGGCCACCCAACUCAAGGCCCAGCCUCGAGGCAAGCUGGGCUUUGUGGUGGAUGUCGAGAUGGGUGCCCGCUGCUUCAAGUUGCUUUUCCCUGUCAACCGAGAAACCCUGCCUGACCCCUGCCCUAUCUACUACCCCUCCCUGCAGCUGGCUGAACACCCCGAGGAGCUAGUGAGCCAGACAGGCCUGCGGCUUGUAUGGCGGCGCCGUAUCUACUCGGUGCAGGGGUCCAAGCCAACUUUACCAGUGCUGGGCACGAGUCUUGAUCCACACACCCAGACUAUAGAUGCUGCCCUGUGGACUCAGCUCCAAGGGCUGCUGAAGGAGCAGCGGUGGGCUGAGGUCGCUGCCCUCCUCCAGGAGCAAGACAAGAAGCUUCCUCCUGGGAGGGAGCGGGUGCAGAUACACCAGAGUCACUGUGGACACUUCGUGGAGGUGGCCUGUGAGCUGAGCAGAGGAGAUACUCUACAAGUUCAGCUUAGUGCCAGCCUGCAGCGGGGCUUCCUGGCGCCAGCCUUGCAGCUGUGGACGGUGGCGCCUGGCUUCAGCCUCUGUCUGGAGCACAUGGAACGGCCAGGUGACUGCUUUUCGGGUCCCGUGCACCAGGCUCUGAAGGACCGCUACCGAAAAGCAAGCGAGUACUCAAAGGUGUGGAAGCCGCUCUGUGCCCUGGAGUCCCUUACCAGUGCUGUUACAGAAAACGACUCCAUUGUGCUGCAGAACGUACAUAUUUCCUGGGACACACAUCGGACGUCCCAGGGGCAACUGCAGGGCACCCUCCAGCUAGAAGCUGCUUUUCUCCAGGAGAACAGUAUCAACAUCCACUUUGACUGUUGCUAUCUCUGCAUUCGGCUUGAGGGGAUCCCCCUCUCUCUAGCCAGCCCACUCCCUGCACCCAGAUGCCUCGGACCCUUCCUGAGCAUUGACCCUGAUACAUAUACCUGGGUGGCCCAUGGCCUGGCUGGUGACUGGGACCAUAGGCUGGGCGGUGACUGGGACCAGGAGAGUGUGGAUGAUCGGCAGGAGGUUCCCAGGCAGGUACAUUUCUUCAUCCACCACAUGGCCAUGGAGAAGGUUCCAGAAGAGGUGCUGAGACCUAAUGCUCGGUUCACUGUGGAAGUAAUAUCUAAGCAGCUUCCUGACCUCCGCAAGGAAGAAGCUGUGCGUAGACUGAAAGACGCAUCCCCACUGGUCAUCAGCAUUGCCUUGGGCAGGCCCAUCCCUGAGCCCAUUCACCAGCCCCGUCACCAACCCCAUCACCAGCCCCAUCACCGGCCCAUCCUCGAGCCCCAUCACCGGUUUAUCCCUGAGCGCUAUUACUGGCACUCUUUCUGCAGGGCACCUACCAGCAGGUUCUCGGGGCGGCAGCACCUGCUACCACCUACCGGCAGGUUCUUGGAGCGGCAGAACUACAAUAUCCCUGGUGGGCGUCACAAGCUGAACCCUAGCCAGAACAGAGCCAUCAGGAGUGCUCUGGAGAAGCAAUUCACAGUCAUCCAGGGCCCACCAGGCACAGGAAAGACCAUUGUGGGCUUCCACAUUGUAUACUGGCUCCAUAGGUUAAACCAGCAACAGAUGCCACCUGGCCGAAGCCCUGGUGGAGAGGAACAGCUGGGGGGCCCGUGUGUCUUAUAUUGUGGCCCCUCCAACAAGUCCGUGGAUGUCCUGGGAGGACUGCUUCUGAGUAGGAAGACAGAGUUGAGGCCCCUGCGUGUGUAUGGGGAGCAGGCAGAGGCCACUGAAUUCCCACUGCCAGGAGUGAGUAGCAGGAGUAUACUCACCAAGACCUCCCAGGAAGGGAGGCCGAAUCAGAGCCUUAGGAGCAUUACCCUUCACCAUCGGAUCCGCCAGGCCCCCAAUCCCUAUGCAGCAGAGAUCAGAAAAUUUGAUGCCCAGCUUCGGGAAGGGAAAAUGCUCACAAAGGAAGAUCUUGUGGUGUACAGGAGAGUCUUGGGGAAGGCUCGCAAGUAUGAGCUCGAGCGGCACUCGGUCAUCCUGUGUACGUGUUCCUGUUCGGCAUCGGGAAGCCUGAAAACUCUCAGAGUUCGACAGAUCCUUAUCGACGAGGCAGGCAUGGCCACUGAGCCAGAAACCCUUAUUCCGUUGGUGUGCUUCUCGCGGGUUGAGAAGGUAGUUCUGCUUGGAGACCACAAGCAGUUGCAGCCUGUGGUCAAGAAUGAACAUCUGCGAAACCUGGGGAUGGACCGGUCUCUCUUUGAGAGGUACCACAAGGAUGCCAUCCUGCUGGACACACAGUACCGUAUGCAUAAGGACAUCUGCUCCUUUCCCUCCAUGGAAUUCUAUGGGAAUAAGUUGAAGACCUGGUCUGACUUGAAGCGUCCUCGCAGCAUCCUGGGCCAUGCUGGCAAGGAGAGCUGCCCUGUCAUCUUUGGCUAUGUGCAGGGCCAGGAGCAGAGGCUGCUGGUGUCCACCGAGGAGGGCAACGAGAACUCUAGAGCCAAUCCAGAGGAAGUAGCGGAGGUGGUCCGCAUCACCAAGCAGUUGACCCUGGACCGGAUGGUGGAUCCCAAGGACAUUGCCGUCCUUACGCCCUACAAUGCACAGGCUGCUGCAAUCAGCAAGGGCCUCAGGGAAAGAGGGGUCAUCGGAGUGACUGUGACUUCCAUAACCAAGAGCCAGGGAAGCGAGUGGCGCUAUGUGCUAGUGAGCACUGUCAGAACAUGCCCCAGGAGUGAUGUGGACCAGAGGCCAACCAAGAGCUGGCUCAAGAAGUUUCUGGGCUUUGUUGUGGACCCUCACCAAGUAAACGUGGCCAUCACCCGGGCCCAGGAGGGGUUGUGCCUCAUUGGGGACCACGUUCUGCUACGCUGCUGCCCACUCUGGCACCGUCUCCUAGACUUCUGCGAGGCCCAGCACAGCCUUGUGCCUGCUAAGAAGGUGCGGGUCCAGAGAAAGUCCGCUUUAUCUUCCUGAAGAACUCCCAUCUGCCUAGCCUUUGAUGUGCCAGCAGCUAUGCCCUUCAUUCUCCUCUGCCAAGGCCCUGAGCAUUCAGUGGACUGUCACUGCUCCCUGUCCCGGCUAAACAUCGGUCGACCACCUCUGCUAUCUUAUAUUGUCUUUUAUAAGAAAGGCCUUGGUAUUGGCUACAGCGACAGUCUUAGGGGCGGUGGCCUCUUCCUGGUCCGGAAGCAGGCUUCAUAAUGAUGACCUUCCUGUUUGUGCCUGGACUUGAGUGGAGGGGAAAGAGCUGGAGGUGGGACCCUUUGCUCCCGUGUUGCUUUUCCUGGAGCAUUUGACGACUAGGACACCUCUUAGUGGCCACAAAAGACCCCAGGAUAUAUCUUUGCUGUCAGUGGGAGCUUAAACAGGAAUGAAACUCCUCUGAGGCUGUACUCUGACAGAGAUCCACCUGUUGUUGCACUAGGAACCAAAUAUUCAUUUGUCAUAUUUUCUAGUCUUAAUAGCCUAAAGCUAGCUCCUCUUACUGUGCCCCUCAGAGUGGGCAAGGAAGCAUUCCUGGAAGAAAAACUUUUUCUCUUUUAUUACUUACUACCUUAUGUCACGCAGGGCUGCCUGCUCGAAUAGGGGCAGGGAGGGCAGAGCCAAGCCAAAAGAUCACAACAGUCCUGGUAGGUGAAGCAUCACAGGCAGCUGGGCAACCCAGUACCACUGGGACUGGGCUUCUUCACCAAGCUUUCACACCUGUUUCUAGGGCUUUAGGACAAUCUAAGUCUCAAUCUUUUUCUGCAGGACUGAGCAGGUAAAAUCUCUCAUGGCUCCCUCUCAUACUCCCACUUCCUGGCAGUUCCAAGGCUGCAGCCACUCCCUUCUCAGUGACUCCCCUCUCUUGAAGUCAGAGAUGCUACAAGUGAGCUGUACACACCAGGAGAGGUGGGGCUUCUAAGAUCUGGCUGCAGAACCUCCUGUGAGAAUAAUGUCUGGUGUUUUCUACAAAUUAAUUUUCUACAUUCCAUCUUUUUAAAUCUUUUCUCAGGUUAUGCCUUAUAUAACUGUAUAAAUUUAUUAUAAAAAUUUCUCUGAAAGUU